Molecule: messenger RNA, 1357 nt
Organism: Erinaceus europaeus (western European hedgehog)
Lineage: Eukaryota; Metazoa; Chordata; Mammalia; Eulipotyphla; Erinaceidae
Gene: PRRG2
Product: proline rich and Gla domain 2
Exons: 6
Coding region: 70-663 (197 amino acids)
Cellular component (GO): extracellular region
Molecular function (GO): calcium ion binding
Source: RefSeq, a predicted model, not a curated record
UGGAGGUGGGUCCAGGGUUCCAGGCACUUGUCAUCCAGUUGUCAUCUCCAAUUCUUCCUCCAGGGGAAUAUGCGGGGCCACCCCUCUCUGCUGCUCCUGUACCUGGCACUGGCCACCUGCCUGGACACCUCACCCAGCGAGGAGCAGGAGCAAGGUAUCUUCCUGGGCUCCCUGGAAGCCCAGAGUUUCCUGAGAAGCCGCAGUAGGAUCCCAAGAGCCAAUCACUGGGACCUGGAGCUGUUCACUCCGGGAAACCUGGAGCGGGAGUGUCGCGAGGAGAGGUGCUCCUGGGAGGAAGCCAGAGAAUACUUUGAGGACAAUGUUCUGACGGAGCGCUUCUGGGAGGGUUAUAUCUACAAUGGCAAAGGAGGACGUGGCCGCGUGGAUGUCGCAGGCCUGGCUGUGGGCUUGACCUCGGGCAUCUUGCUCAUCGUCCUUGCUGGUCUGGGGGCCUUUUGGUAUCUACACUGGAGAAAGCGUAGAACCCAGCAACCCUGUCCCCAAGAGACCGAGCUCAUCAGCCCCCUAAGUCCCCUGGACACGCCCACGCCCCUGCCUCCUCCUCUGCCUCCAGGACUCCCCACCUAUGAGCAGGCGCUGGCGGCCUCAGGGGUGCACGAUGCCCCUCCGCCCCCCUACACCAGCCUGCGGAGGUCUCGCUGAAGUGCUGCCUCGGAGCCGGGGAUCCCCAGCUGUGCCCCAGAUUCACACCGGAAUCCGGAAGCCCCCAGGCCUCUGAAACUCCCGACCUGGGGUGCUACGGGGCGGGGAGGGUGUUGGGAGUUGGGGUCUUCCAGCACAAGGCCUGCCACAAAACACGUGUCCCUACAGCCUGGGGGGACACAAGCGUGUCCCCGGGCCUGGUUUUCCCGUGUCCCGGCCCCCAGGCUCUCCUGAUCAUGGGGGUACCCCCCAGCUUCGCCCCCCACCCCGUGAAGGGGGUAUGUAGGAACUCAGACCCAAGCCGGGUGGAAGGACUCGCGUGUGUGAGCAGGUGUGACGACCGCCCUCGCCCUCGGGUGUCGCGGGCCCAGCAUAUGCAGAGGCUCACCCGGGGUCGGGGACACGUGUGUUUCGGAGCGCCCCCCUCCCAAUGCACACCCGGGGAGGGGGGGCUUAUGUGCAAGCGUGCCCGGUGGGGACAAGUUUCGGGGUAGGGGAGUUGAGCUUUCCUUCUAAAUUCCUCUCUAGAAGAAGAAAAAUACCUUCCCCCCCAAAGCGAGACAAUGCAAAAAAAAAAAAGUAAAUAACAGUAACAAUAAAAUCAAAAAUAAAAAAAUCAAAUCAACUGGACCGCGUUCCCUGGUGCGUCUGCGCGCGGCUAGCCAGGUUUUCAGUACAAGCGCAGCGCCCUACA